Molecule: messenger RNA, 1917 nt
Organism: Contarinia nasturtii (swede midge)
Lineage: Eukaryota; Metazoa; Arthropoda; Insecta; Diptera; Cecidomyiidae
Gene: Tat
Product: tyrosine aminotransferase
Exons: 4
Coding region: 390-1754 (454 amino acids)
Biological process (GO): biosynthetic process; aromatic amino acid metabolic process
Molecular function (GO): pyridoxal phosphate binding; L-tyrosine:2-oxoglutarate transaminase activity
Source: RefSeq, a predicted model, not a curated record
CUUGAGCGCGUCCAGCUAUCAGCUAGUUCAAUAUUAGACAUGACUGCCGAUAGUCGUUCUGUACACACCGCCAAUCUUAUUAUACUUAAAAUAUUACCCAACAACGCCAUUAUUUUUCGCUGAACGCAAGUGUUUGACAAAAAAGGGAGAAUAUCUUACAAAAAAUUGGUUAAAAAGAGUUUUUAAUGAAUAGUGCCAUUGGCAAACCGAGGAAAAUUUCGAACUAUCUUGAUCGCGUGAUAUAAGCGAAUCAAACAUUGUACACCAUUUUGUCACUUCAAUAUUCCGAUUAUUUUUAUAAUUCAUAAGGAUUUUUUUGUUGGGUAAAAACUUGCAUUAUUUUAGUUGUUGCAACAAGUGGAUUGAACAAAAUUUGAUCUUGUGUGACAAUGAUAAAAGGACAAGUCAAUGAAUUGAGCACCGAAACUUUUAAUAAUCUCCAUUUGGACGUUAAAAAACAACCCGGGGACGAACCAAUCGACGAUCAUUUUAUUAAAAAACGUGAAUGGAAUGUUAAAUCAUCCGAAUUUGCGAAUUUAACUACAAACCCAAUCAGAGCCAUCGUCGAACAUUUGAACGUGCAACCAAAUCCAAAUAAGGCUUUUAUUCCACUCUCUGUUGGUGAUCCUACUGUGUUUGGCAAUUUAAAAGCGGCUGAUGAAACAAUUCAAGCAGUACGAAAUGCGAUCGAUGAAGGCAAGCACAAUGGUUACGCUCAUUCAGCUGGAAGCAUAUUAGCCCGUGAAGCUGUUUGUAAAUAUGUAGCACCGCAUCAAGGUUCGGUGGAACCCAACGAUGUGAUUUUAUGCAGCGGAUGCUCGUCAUCCCUUGACUUAUGCAUUGGAGCUAUUGCGGAUUCGGGUAAAAAUUUAUUGAUACCAACGCCCGGUUUCUCGAUUUAUCGAACUCUUGCAAUUAGCUAUGGCAUUGAAGUUCGGUCGUACAAUUUACUGCCCGAUAAACAAUGGGAAGUCGAUUUAGAACAAUUGGAAGAAUUAAUGGACGAACAUACAGCAGCUAUUGUGCUUACAAAUCCUAGCAAUCCAUGUGGAAGCGUUUUUCGAAAAAAUCAUUUAUUGGACAUAAUUGCGUUGUGCGAAAAGUAUUGCAUUCCAAUCAUUGCCGAUGAAAUCUAUGAACACUUUGUGUUCCCCGGAGUCGAGUAUCAUUCGGUCAGUUCUCUUUCGAAAAAUGUACCCGUUCUAUCAUGCGGGGGUUUGACGAAACGCUUUUUGGUGCCAGGAUGGCGCAUGGGGUGGAUUGUAAUUCACGAUCGUCACGAUAUUUUCAAGGAGUUACGCAAAGGUUUAGCCAAUUUAAGCACAAGAAUAUUGGGUAGCAACACUCUUAUUCAAGGCGCACUACCGGAAAUCUUGGAGAAAACACCAACAACUUUCUUUGAUAGCAUCGUGGAAACACUUUAUAAACACGCCAAACUUGCCUAUGAUAUUUUGUGUGAUGCUGUUGGACUUAAACCCAUUAUGCCCGAUGGAGCCAUGUAUAUGAUGAUUGGAAUCGAUAUCGACAAUUUUCCUGAAUAUCAAAAUGAACUUGAGUUUGUGCAGGCAUUAGUCAAGGAGCAAAGCGUUUUUUGUUUGCCCGGUCAAUGCUUCAAUUAUCCAAACUACAUGCGCAUUGUUUUAACCGUUCCGGAACAUUUAAUUUGGGAAUCAUGCAUUCGUAUCGCUGACUUCUGCAAUCGACACUACAAGAAUACAUUCAAUCCGAAUUUAAUUGAACACUUGAACUGGUAGAUGGUGGGGUGCAACGGCAUGAAUUAAUAUCGGUUUAUUUACUUAUGGCGACUUAUGGUGAGUUAAUAUCAUGCGAAAUAUGGUUUACCUUUUUGUUUAUAACAGUUUUCAUAAAAAAGAUGAUAAUAAAUGAGUAUUUCUUUUUAAACGCCAAACAACAAAA